Mugil cephalus (flathead mullet) is the source of this 5151-nucleotide messenger RNA. RefSeq names its product cholinergic receptor, nicotinic, alpha 11 (gene chrna11). The record is from RefSeq and is a predicted model, not a curated record. The coding region runs from base 303 to 2018 and encodes 571 amino acids. Gene Ontology annotation, cellular component: synapse; postsynaptic membrane; neuron projection. NCBI's taxonomy places the organism in Eukaryota, Metazoa, Chordata, Actinopteri, Mugiliformes, Mugilidae. The transcript has 10 exons. Gene Ontology annotation, biological process: signal transduction; monoatomic ion transmembrane transport; nervous system process. Gene Ontology annotation, molecular function: transmembrane signaling receptor activity; acetylcholine-gated monoatomic cation-selective channel activity.
AAGAGAGAGCUCACGGCCGCCGUCUCCUCCUCCUCCUCCUCCUCCUCCUCAUCUUACGCUCCCUCUCUCUUCCAGCUCACACUCCCUUUCCCUCGGAUGCUGACUGGAUGCAGACCGGAGGAUUUCCAGCAGCUUCCUGAGCCUGCGCUCCCUCUCCUCUCCUCUCCUCUCCUUUCUGUGCCCCCCCUCCUCCCUCCCUCCUCCUCCUCCACCCCUCCUCCUCUUCCUCCCUCCUCCUCCAACAUCUGGAGCUUCUCCUCUUCUUGCUGCCUCCUCUGCUCCCCUGUUUCUUUACCACCAGGAUGUGGCACUCGGUGGCUCUGCUCCUCUCUGGAUUCUUUGCUCUGAUCCACGUGUCGUUGCAAGGUCCUCACCAGAGGAACCUGCUCAAGAACCUCCUGAAAGACUACAACCGGAUGGAGAGGCCUGUGGGCAACGACUCCCACACUCUCACCGUCGUCUUUUCCCUCAGUUUGAUCCAGAUCAUGGACGUGGAUGAGAAGAACCAGGUGUUAACCUCUAACAUGUGGCUGAGGAUGAGCUGGUUCGAUCACUACCUCCAGUGGAACCAGACCGAACACCCCGGAGUGAAGAACCUUCGCUUCACCACGGAUCAGAUCUGGACGCCGGACAUCCUCCUCUACAACAGUGCAGAUGACGACUUUGACUCCACCUUUAAGACCAAUAUUCUGGUGAACUCCAGCGGCUACGCCGAGUACCUGCCCCCAGGAAUCUUCAUGAGCACGUGCAACGUGGACGUCCGCUGGUUCCCCUUUGACAUCCAGAAGUGCGAGUUGAAAUUCGGCUCCUGGACGUACGACGGCUGGCUGCUGGACCUCCAGAUGAACGACGCCGACAUCUCGGGCUACAUGCCCAACGGAGAGUGGGACCUCGUGGGUGUUCCCGGCUCAAGGAACGAGCUCUUCUACGACUGCUGCAAGGAGCCCUACCCGGACGUGACGUUUGUGAUCACGAUACGGCGGCGGACGCUCUACUACGCCUUGAAUCUGCUCAUCCCGUGUGUGCUGCUGUCCUCCAUGACCUUGCUAAUCUUUGUGCUGCCAGCUGACUCCGGGGAGAAGAUAUCGCUAGGUAUCACCGUCUUGCUGUCUCUCACUGUUUUUAUGUUGCUGGUCGCAGAGAUCAUGCCGGCCACGUCUGACUCCGUCCCUCUUAUAGGUCAGUACUUCGCCAGUAUAAUGAUCAUCGUUGGGAUGUCAGUCAUCGCCACCGUGGUGGUUCUGCAAUAUCACCACCACGAUCCAAACGGAGGGAACAUGCCGAAAUGGGUGCAGCUCGUUUUGUUGCAGUGGGUCGCAUGGUUCCUGCGAAUGAAGCGGCCCGGGGAGAAUGACGACCCGGAGCGGCCCCCGUGUGCUCCCCACUUGCGCCGCUGCUCUUCGGGCUCGCAGAGCGGGAGCAUCCCCAACCCCCCAGACCCGACGCUUCACCCGCUGCACCCGCAGAACCUGGCUCCUCUCCAAACGGGGCCCCUUCACGCGGGGCACCCUCACCUCCACGCUCAGUCCAGCACCAACAACAACGGGAACCUCCUGUACAUGGGCUACCAGAGCAUGGAGGACCCUUCGAUGCUCUCGGAGACCAUCCAGAGGAACAAUAUCGCCGCCGGGCCUCCGCGCGUGGCAGGAAGCCCGCCGCCGCACCUACCGUCACAGUUCUGCAGCUCCCCACCGCCGCCUACUCCUAAUAUGGAUACCGUAGGGUGUCCUAGCACGGUCUCCAGCGGCGGGGGGUUCGGAGGCGGAGCGGGGGGCUGCUCGACUUCGGGGAUAGGCGACCCCCAGCUGCAGGCUAUCCUGGAGGAAGUGCGCUACAUGGCAGACCGUUUCCGGGAGCAGGACGAGACUGAGAGCAUGGCCGACCAGUGGAAAUUUGCAGGCGCUGUGAUCGAUCGCCUGUGUCUGGUGGCAUUUAGCGUUUUCAACAUCAUCUGCACCAUCUCAAUCCUCAUGUCGGCUCCAAACUUUGUGGAGGCUAUUUCGAAGGACUUUGUUUGAGAGCAAAGAGGAAAGUAAAAAAAAAAGAAAAAGAAAAAAAAGACGAGAAGUAAGCGUGAAGUAAAGGACGAAGGGAAUUACAUACAGGAUAAAGGAUGGAGUGGGCCCCGAUCCAAGGAAACACAAUUUCCAGCAAACUCUGUAAGGCUCUGUGAUUUGUGAUUGCAAUGAACUGGGAAAUAGAAAAAAAAAAAGGUUUUCUUUGCAAUACGUCGUGUUUUGUAACUGAAAAAUAUGAAGAAAACAGGCGAAGAAGAAGGGGAUACAGAGUGAAGUUAAAACGAGAUUAGGGUGAGCAGGGUGCUUUAUCAGAUUCUUGACAAGGUGAAAAGGAUUCUUGUAGUUAAUUCAAAGACUUUCCUCCUAAAUUAAGGGGAAAGAGGAUCUAUGAAGGGCUAAAGAAAGAGAGGAUUAUGAGUCCCACGCAACCGGCAAGAAAGCUCUUAAAGCAAGGGAGAAAUCCGGAGAGGGAAAGAGACGGGCAGAGAGAGACGGGGACAGAUCAGUGAGACAGGAGUUUGUGCUGUUUUAUUUUGUUGAGGAGAGAAGACAGCCCCUCACUCCUACAUGUUGAGAGAACACUGCACCGUUUAGAGUGACGCGAGGACGAGAAGGCGAGAGGAGAAAGAGACUUUUGCAAGGACAAACAUCAAAGAGGAGUCGCGAACGAACAAGACUUCACCCCCCCUGCGAAUUUUGGCAGAGCGAGCGGCUCGAUGCUCGGAUGUACAAAAGUGGACUGAAGAUCAAGAGCGCAGCCGCACAGAGGAACGUAAGGGAAUCUCAUCUAUUAUUCAAUCGCAUCCAUCUAAUGACCGUCAAAUUGAGCGGCCUCCGAUAAUCUUUAAGACUAAUAAGCUUUUAAAACAUGAAGUCUCCUCUCUGCUCGCGAGCCACUCUAACUUUCCGGGGCCUUAUCUCUUUGAGGCGAUUGCCAAUCUGCAGCAAUCAGCCGAGAUAUCAAAAGCUCCUCAGCGGCGCGCACAGUGUGCGGUGCUUAUCACGGCCGGGAAAACGAAUUAACCGGUCACCAACAACGCAGCGGCUGCACCACACUGGAGGCCCGAGCCAAUGAGCGGCCGCCUAACUGCAUCUGGCAGGUCGUAACAGCCCCAACGAACCUCAUUGGAUUUCGUAUUAAAAGUUUACUAACUCAGACAGAAGGUCAGGUCUUUAACAGAUCACGAGAGGCAGAAAAAGGGGACGAGAUCAUUAAAAGUCCUGAAAUUAAUACGGAGAAGAAACAUCCCAUCAAGUUCCAGUUAGACCCCCCCGAGAGGUUCACUGCUUCACGAGCUAAAACCAGAAAAUGAGAUUUUAAUAGAGUUGUGCUUUCAUGAAGUUGACCCGAGCGGAUGAAGACGGUGAAGUAAAAAUUGAGGAAAUGGGACUUUUUCUUUUGCAAAUUAUUUUUUUUUUGGGUCACACACGUCUCUGCCAGCAGUUUAAAUGUAUGCGAGGUUAGCUUAGCUCGGUGCACAGGUGCACAUGGGUUCCAAACGAUUCAAGAAUUUCGCUUAAGAAUCAACAUUAACAAUGCGAAAUUUGGGCCAGAAUUCCCGAGGAGCACCCGCGGAUGUGUCAAGAAAAAAAAUUUAACGGGGAAGAACAUUGAGCAGAACCCAAACCACACGGGGAGACCCAUCUGCUUGAGGUUGGCCAGGCAGGGAGACAGAAACUGAACUAGAGUAUGCAUGAUACAAAGGAAACUGAUAGUGGAUAAAAAGGAUGGUUAUUGCCAGAAUUCAAAGCUUAGAAAAGUAGCGUGUGCUCAUUUUACAAUUAACAGAAAAUUGAGAAGCACUGAAAACCUUUGUUCUUGGAAUGGCUGCGUCUAAAAUCAGUCUGAAUCAUUUCUGUGUGAAAUAUCUAGGCAGCAUUUAUAACACUUCCCCGAGUGGAACGGGAACGUAACCUUUCCAAUACAGCGUGUUGGAUAUUCACAUUACAGUUGCCUGACACUCGUCAGCCUCGAUGCAAAAUGAUGACUCCUAAGUGUCUGAAAUGCCAAUUCACUGUGGAUUAAAGUACAGUGAAGGAGCCGUGAGAGUUAAUGAGGCAGGGAUACCGAACACAGCCAAAGAUAAGAAGAGGAGGAUGAGUCAUUCACAAAAAAAGAAGAAAAUAAAAAAAGAAAAGCAACAGGAAUCCUCCAGUUGCGAGUGUCGGUGAAUUUCAAUAUUAGUUUUUCGUGUGGAUGAAGCUACUGAUAAUAAAUAUAGAUAUGGGAGGAAUGAAAUAACAAAUUCAGGUAGGAUUAUUCUGUGUUUUUCUGCGGCCGACCUUCACGCAGCCCACGCGGCUCCCUGGUAGGGAAUCGAAAAGUGUGUUUCCCUGCGUUUAAAGUGUCUGAGCCAAUAGACGACCAAACCAUAUAUUCAAACUGUAAACAGAGACAUGAAGUGGAGACGAACACUCUAAUUAAAAGCUACAACUUGAAAUGACUAUAUAUAUAUAUAUAUUUUGUAAUGUCAACAAAUCCCAUUAAAAGUAAAUGGUUUAAUUUUAUUAGACUACACAGCACCCUAGGGAAUCUAGUGUUUUUAUGGCACCAGGACUGUGUCUCGGACUGACCCUGAAUAAACCUGUGUCCGUCGUAAUGAAGGAAAAUGACGUCCGGUUCAAUGUGUGGCUCAUUAAUGUGUUUUUAUGACAGGGAUGAAAGAAAACUCUCAGGCUUUGGCUACAUAUGCAGACAUUUUUUGUUUGUUUGUUGUUGUUUUUUUUUUUUGUCUUUUCAUGGGAUUUGAUGACAGUGAGAAAAAAAUAUCGGAUGAAGUAUGUAAAUGAGAUUCCUGACCAAUAACGUCUGUCUCUAGUGCCAAUACUCACAUCUUCUCACACCGAACUGCUUCACAGAAUAUAGAGGCAGUUUCUUCAUAUAUAUAUGUAUAUAUAUAUAUAUAUAUAUAUAUAUAUACCUCUCUUCAUCUGCUGUCUCCUCUCUCCUCCUCUCUUUAAAGUCUUCUUGCCGACAGAAGGUAAACUUCCUGCCAAGGGGAGUUUGCCAAAGGAUGUUCUCCUUCGAGCACACACUGACACCUAACUAAACACUCACAUCUGUACAGAGUAUUUCUCAUCCCGGAUGAAAAAAAAAAAAUAAAAUAAAGGAUUCUCUCUUUUUUUUUUUUUU